UUGAGUCUGGGGCUGCACGCGGCGCCGGCUGAGGACGAGCCCAGAGGCAUCCUAGCCAAUGGCGGUUGUUGCUGAUUAGAACUCAUCGAUGAUUGGAUAUCAAAGGAAACCACGCCAGGAAAGAAGCGUUGUGAUUGGCUAAUGUCAUCCUUAGGUCACCAACUUCAUCCAACUUUAUCCCCGUGUUGAUCGUCCUGUGCAUGAACUGUGUGUAGUAUAACUGCGAAACGUGCAUCAAGAAAGGGAAGUGACGUUGUUUCGGUAACUAGCAUCUACGCUUUAUGUGCUCUUUCAGUUCACCGAAGCGUGCACUGAAAUCCGGAGGGUUGCGUUCUGAGAAUUUUCCCUUCAAAAAUCAACUGUCACUGCUUUAAUUACCGUUUACGUCAGCACCGGGCUCACAAUUGAAGUACCAUUUUCUGAGAGUACUUACCCGUAGAACUGCUUUUAGCUGCACCAAAGGAAGGGGCCGCAAGAGCGCUGUUUGUUCCCGAGCCUCCAUACUGAAGUAUCCUUUUGGAUGUAGAGAGAGUAUAUCGUCGCACGCGCAUUGCAUCGCGAAGUCAUCAUCGGGGUUCCUGACUGCUUGCCGUUACCCUGACAUCAGCUCAUAGUCUCUUUGUAGCAAAGAGUGUUCAGGAUAAUGUAGCCUGCCAAAGGGACAUCGUUGCGCGUUGAUUUUCGUGCAACUACAUCUCCUGCAUCGGAAAUCUUAAUUGGAUGUGAGAACUCGGAAAUGACCAUUAACUCCAUCCAUUUUCAAGAGUAGCACCGUCGCAAUGGAUACCAAUUCCACCAGUGACUAUGGCUAUGGGAGCAGUGACGAUUACCUGGCUUCGAUCUUCGAACUUUUUAAAGAAAAAGUGUACCCACGCCCUUACGAAUACUUGAUCAUUGUCAUCUAUGGCUUGGUCUUUCUGCUGGCCAUCAUUGGCAACACGCUGGUGUGCAUCGCCGUUCUGCGCAACGAGCACAUGCGGACGGUUACCAACUACUACAUAGUGAAUCUAGCCGUGGCCGACAUCUUGGUUUCGCUGGUAUGUCUCCCCAUAACGGUGGUGGUGGAUAUCUCGGAGUCCUGGUUCUUUGGGGAUGUGAUGUGCUCCGUCAUCCCUUACAUACAGAACACCUCAGUGUGUGUGUCCAUCUUCACGCUCACCAUGAUCGCGGUGGACCGCUAUCUGGCUAUCUGCCGCCCUCUCAAGUUCCAGAUCUCCUCCAAGCGGACCGUGAUCACGGUCAUCGUCAUCUGGGUCCUAUCCCUGUUCACGAUGCUACCCAACUCGCUCAGUAUGGUCACCCGGUCAGAGCCUAUCAUGGAGACCUUCGGGAAGCCGCUCUGGCUGACCAAAUGCAGUGAUUUCAAAUGGGAGGAUUCUCCGUGGAGGGCAGUGUACGCUGUAGUGACGCUUCUUUUCACCUACCUACUUCCAUUGUGUGUUGUUGGAGUUGCUUAUUGUAUGGUGUGUCUACGGCUUUGGUCUGGUAUCCCGUCCGACGAGACAAGUCACAAGUCCAGCAACAACAAUGCUCAAGGCAACGGCAAGAGCAAGCGCGCCCCCCGCAGCAUGAACAAGAGCACCGAAGCACAGCUGCAAUCUCGCCGAAAGGUGGCGCGCAUGCUGAUUGUCGUUGUGGUCCUGUUUGCUGUUUGCUACCUUCCUAUACGUGUCCUGAACGUUUUGCAAGCUUUUGGAGUGUUUGGUUUGGACAACAUUGACAUGAUGCGGCAUGGAGAAAAGGUCACUGUCGCUUAUCUGAUAGCGCACAUUAUGGCGUUCUUCAACAGCGCUAUCAACCCUGUCAUAUACAACUUCAUGAGCGCCAAGUUUCGUCAGGCUUUCAAGAUGGCGUUCAGCUGUUGCCUGCCCGCGUCCCAACGCCAGUCUCGCAACGCUGGGCGCUACGGAUACAAAUGCCAGUCUUUCAUUCACAGCACGGCUGUGUCAGAUACUCGCAUGAGCAACACCAACACGGAGUGUAUCUCCAUGACCAACAGGCCCAACUCCAUGCACAUCCCGGAUGCUUGAGAAUGCGUUGCGAAGUUAGCACAAGUCGUAAAAAGUCAUAAACAGUCAUAACGGGUCAGUCACAAGGAGCGCUCUAGUCGAGUCUAUCAAAGUCCAUUACAAGUCAUCCAGUCCCAAGCUCAGCCAUGAAGCUAUUCAAAUGAACUGUGAUAAAAGCAUUCCUUUUGUUAUUGUUCACCCAUUGGCACUUGUGAAUGGACUUGUGAAUGGACUUGUGAUUUACUCAACUACAAACACCAAUACCAAGCCAUCAAAAGUCAUCCUAAAAGUCGACCGGUCGCAGGUCAAAUGACGACCAAUUGAAGGAACAGCGAUAAGUGAAUUCUUGAUACAUUGUUCAUUUGCUGUUAAUUGUAAACUGGCUAGCAAAUGGCUUAAUGCGUUUGACAAUGUGACCGACUUAACUGACAUGCUAAAAAUGAGGCUUUAUAGAAGACACAACAUUGAAAGACAUAUGUCUUCACUCCUAUACGCAGCAUGUCAAUGCUUAAGUGAGCCGUUUACACACGCUUCCUUGGAGGGAAAUUACAUUAUAAUAGAAUGAACGUUACGUGUGAAAAAUGUACUUCAACAUGACAGUAUGCAAAUGCCAAUGCUUAAGUGAGCCAUUUAUACACGCUUCCUUGGAGGGAAAUAACCUUAUAAUUGAGUGAACGUUACGUGUGAAAAAUGUACUUCAACAUGACCAAAAAUCAAGUGAUAAAUAUUCGAUCAAUAACAACUAAACACUCUCGAUAGAUCUGCAAAGUAAAUAUGUUUCACAAUCAGCUUACCCCUCUCACCUUUUUAGCUUAUGGACAUUCAGACACGCAUUUUUUACAUCACGUUCACGGCAAUUCGUACCAAAAAAAACUUGCAAAGUUUUCUUUACUUCUGCAAAACUUUCUUUUGAUUUGAUCCAAGCAGAUAUGUUUCUGAAGCAUAAUAUGUCUUUCGGUCUUUCGUAAUCGAUUAUUUUGUAAUAGCAAAAGCCACAUACCAUUAAUUUGCAUAUGUGUUAUGAAUUAUAAGAAUCUACAAGUGUAAAUGUAUUAGUCAAAAGCACCUAGUUCUAAUGCCUUCUUUUCUGCACAAUUUAGCUAAAAUGUUUACAAGAACAUGAUGAAUGAAUGUGGAUUUGUAUCACAAAUGCGUUACUGGUAGAGUAACUGUACCAAAAUAAGAUUAUUGAGGGAUAUGAGUUUUGUUCUAACCAAGUAAGUAAUGAUUCGUAAGAUGUAGACUUACCUUUGUGUUAGAAAGUCUGAAAAGAAUUUUGGUCUGUGAAUAGUUAGAGUAGAAUUGAUACAGUCCUCAUCUUUAUUUAGUCUCACAAAUACAUGUAGUCGUUAUAAGUAAAUACAACUUUACCCUGAGUUUGUACUUGUAUAGGCGCAUGCAAAGAGGUUAAGGACUUUUAAAAAGUAACUCUUAAACUAAAUGGGCUGUUUGUAAUGUGCAAAAACACGUCAUACAAUAGUCCAUAAGUCGUCUACUUUGCAGUACCAGCUCACUGUUUAAUUACAAUGUAUAAGUGAAUCCCUAUAGUAUGAUAAUCGACUUAAGAAAAGUUGAAAAUCACAUUUUGACAGAAUUGUGUAGUAGCACGCGUACAACUUUGUAAACAAAAGUGUGUCAAAGGUUACUUAUAUUAACACACACUGGUUAUGUACCAUUUUUCAUUCCGAGAGGCUGAAUGUAAUAAGUAUUUCAAACGAUACUUCAUACACUUCCGUACUUACUGUCCCUUCGUAAUCCUUGUAAAUCCUUGUACAAAAUGCUUUAGAUAACUUUGCAACUUGUGUGAGUUUAAUUGAUAAAUAUAUUUUGUCACAAAUUUAUGUACAUAUUUCGGCACAAACUAGAUAUAUUUAUCUUAAAAAAAGGAUGUAUUGGAGAUUGUGACUUGUAGAACGUGUAGAAGGUGUAGAAAUACGGUGAUGAUUUGUAAAUUGGCCAUAUUUUUGAGCGAAUGUGAGAAAACAUCCCUUUUAUUAAAGCAGUUUAUAGUAACUUCAACAGGAUUGUAAAAAUGUAACUUUUGAGCUGUGACAAUAUGUAAACUUACGUCAAUAACCUUGGGUUCACAUCUAUUUAUAGCCCCAAAAUGGCGUCGUUACAGCGCCCUCAUUCGUUGAAGAGCUAGGCCCAUUCCCGAAGGGGCAUUUACGGAAUAGAGGUUGAAAGGGGGCAGUGUAUCGUACCGAGAACCCGUUUGUUGUGUGGAAAGAUUUGCUGUUUUCCACGUCCAUUACGAGUUGGGUUGGGAAACUGGGUAAUGUCUUCUGAGCGUAUUUUGACAUUGAACCCGACCCCGUUUUCUGUGUCAUACGAUAGAGUAGGACACUAAAUGGGGUCUCUCUAUACUCACGUCUCUUGCUCUCACAUUCUCACUUAAUUUUCUGUCCCAUUUACGAGGACUUGAAAUUCAAUUCAAAAUUCCACAGCGAUUUUUUUUUUCUGUUUCUUUUCAUGAGACAUUUGCCGCUUACGGGUCAUAUUGCUGUGAGAUUAUGUGUAUAUUUAAAGGUCCAAGAUGUACGAUUCACCCAAAAAAAUGCAUAAAAAUGUUGACACUUUUGCAACUUAGGAAAACCGUUUAUAAGUUUAGAACUGAAGUGUGAGAUAUUGGGUUAAAAUUGUUAAGCCCUAAAAGUCUGGGUUUUGAGUGAAUUCCCUGGACAAAGAUGGCCUUGUUACAUAGAUAACAGAGGAGAAAAUGUAUAUUGUUUCGGAAAUUAAAGAUUACAAUUUUAUGCCAUGAGGUUUGUGAUAUUGAAAAUUGCUUCGAAACUAUAUUGAAUUGGAAUUUCAUAUUUGGUAUCAUUGAAAUUUAUUUUGUUGUGUUAUAUUAUUAAAGUUAGGGUUGUUAACUUAACAGAAAGUAUCAGGAAUGAAAAUCAGGAAUGAAUUUCGGAAUUUCACUCGGUUCCUUGUUAGUCAUUAUUUUAAGUUAUCGUAAGUUUCAAGGUUCAAGCUGGACAUUUGGAUACCAUUUUUACAAUAUUUGUUUUGUACGCUUUAAUACUUAUACCGGAUAUGAUUUGAGUUAACUGCGGAAGAUGUUUUUUUUAAUUAUGUGGAAAUGGUAAACCUGUACAGGAUAUUUUGUUCUUCCUUUGUUGUUAAUCAAUAAAUGCACAGCGUUAGAAUUAAA
This is a messenger RNA of Patiria miniata (bat star), 5166 nucleotides long. RefSeq names its product orexin receptor type 2-like. Gene Ontology annotation, molecular function: neuropeptide Y receptor activity. Gene Ontology annotation, cellular component: membrane. NCBI's taxonomy places the organism in Eukaryota, Metazoa, Echinodermata, Asteroidea, Valvatida, Asterinidae. The record is from RefSeq and is a predicted model, not a curated record. Gene Ontology annotation, biological process: G protein-coupled receptor signaling pathway. The transcript has 7 exons. Bases 780 to 2030 code for a protein of 416 amino acids.